AUGGCUGAAUAUGAAGCUUUCAUUCUUGAUUUGAAAAUGGCUAUCGAUAUGAACGUCCAUGAGUUGUUGGUAAUUGGAGAUUCGGAUUUGCUAAUUCAUCAAGUUCAAAAAGAAUCGGUCAUAAAGAAUCCAAGGAUCACACCAUAUGUGCAGUUGAUACAACAGUUGUGCAAAAGAUUCCGCAAGAUUGAAUUCAGACACACUCCCAAGAUGCAAAAUGAUUUGGAAAAUGCUCUUGCCACCAAUGCCUCAAUGAUCAAACAUCCAGAUACAAAUUAUAUUGAUUCCUUGGAUAUAGAGGUAAAAAAGCGUCAUGUUCAUUGUUCACAUGUUGAAGUGGAACCAGAUGGGUUGCCUUGGUAUUUUGACAUAAAGAAGUAUUUGGAAACCGGGACUUAUCCUGAGAAUGCAAUGUUCAACCAGAGAAAAUCAAUAGGGCUCAUAAUUUCUUUUCAAGUGGGGAAAUCCUUUACAUGA
Solanum stenotomum is the source of this 477-nucleotide messenger RNA. RefSeq lists its product as uncharacterized. Gene Ontology annotation, molecular function: nucleic acid binding; RNA-DNA hybrid ribonuclease activity. The coding region runs from base 1 to 477 and encodes 158 amino acids. The record is from RefSeq and is a predicted model, not a curated record. The transcript has a single exon. Lineage: Eukaryota; Viridiplantae; Streptophyta; Magnoliopsida; Solanales; Solanaceae.